AAAAAUGAGAGAGAGAACACUUUGUAUUAAGCAGCAUGGAGGUUAUUACGGCAUGUUGUUAGAGCUGCCUGCCAAAUAGAGAGAGAGAAGAUAAAUAGAGUUUAACUAUAACAAUUAAUGGACAAAAUGAUUUCGUGUAAAAAUUUAUGUGUUUUACGCCAACUGCCGUUCAAGGGCUGCUGCCGUCAAUACAACGCAUUGCUGUCAGUGCGACUAAUGAGGUGGACGACAAGACCCGCUGCCAGUGCAACGGCUGGAGAUGUAACAUUUGCUUGGCAACAGAGGGCGCCAUACCAACAACAAAAACGAAGUAUUUUCAAUUCGAGUCCUUUGAGUGCCAAGGACUACUAUGCCACGCUCGGCGUGGCCAAGAAUGCCAGUGCGAAGGACAUCAAGAAAGCAUACUAUCAGCUAGCAAAAAAAUACCAUCCAGAUACAAAUAAGGAUGAUCCCGAUUCUAGCAAAAAGUUCCAAGAGGUAAGCGAAGCAUACGAAGUGCUCAGCGAUGAUCAAAAGAGGCGGGAAUACGACACCUACGGCCAGACGACGGAGAAUAUGAAUAGACAGGGUGGUGCGGGAGGAUUCGGGGGCGGUAGCGGUCCCUUUGGAGCCGAGGGAUUCGCACAGAAUUGGCAGUUCCGCUCAACCAUUGACCCCGAGGAGCUCUUCCGCAAAAUCUUUGGCGAGGGCAACUUCCGCAGCAACAACUUCGAUGAUUUUGCCGACUCUAAAUUCGGAUUUGGCCAGGCACAAGAGCUGGUCAUGGAUUUAACCUUUGCACAAGCAGCUCGUGGCAUCAACAAGGACGUCAAUAUCAAUGUUGUCGACGAGUGUCCCAAAUGUGCCGGCACCAAAUGCGAGCCGGGCACCAAGCCGGGUCGCUGCCAAUACUGCAAUGGCAGCGGCUUCGAGACCAUCUCCACGGGCCCCUUUGUCAUGCGUUCCACCUGUCGCUACUGUCAGGGCACGCGACAAUAUAUCAAAUACCCAUGCGCCGAGUGUGAGGGCAAGGGCCGAACGGUGCAGCGCCGGAAGGUGACGGUGCCAGUGCCCGCGGGCAUCGAGAAUGGCCAAACGGUGCGCAUGCAGGUGGGCAGCAAGGAGCUGUUCAUCACGUUCCGAGUGGAGCGCAGCGACUACUUCCGCCGCGACGGCGCCGAUGUGCAUACCGAUGCGCCCAUCUCGCUAUCCCAAGCUGUGCUCGGCGGCACCGUGCGCGUUCAGGGCGUCUACGAGGAUCAAUGGCUCAACAUUGAGCCGGGUACCUCGUCGCAUCGCAAGAUCGCCUUGCGCGGCAAGGGCCUGAAGCGAGUCAACGCCCACGGACAUGGAGAUCACUACGUUCACAUUAAAAUCGAGGUGCCCAAGAAGCUGAGUCAGCAGCAGCGCUCGCUCCUGGAGGCCUACGCCGAGCUAGAGGAAGACACGCCCGGACAGAUCAAUGGCAUGGCACAGCGUAAAGAUGGCAGUAAGAAAGCAACCGCAGGUGCUAGCCAAGCGGAAAGUGAUGCCAAAGAACCAGAUGGCGAAAAUGCAACAGCCAAUCAAGGAAAAAGCAGAGCAACAGAAGCAACCUCCUCAGAGCGGGCCGAAGACAGUGAAAAAUCAGAAAGUCGAACAGCAGAAAGUGGCGGAGUCGGCGGCGCAGGCUUCUUAAACAAGAUCAAAUCCAUAUUCAACUGAGUUGAAUUUGCAUGUGUCUUG
Messenger RNA from Drosophila hydei, 1704 nucleotides. RefSeq names its product protein tumorous imaginal discs, mitochondrial. The record is from RefSeq and is a predicted model, not a curated record. NCBI's taxonomy places the organism in Eukaryota, Metazoa, Arthropoda, Insecta, Diptera, Drosophilidae. Gene Ontology annotation, biological process: protein folding; mitochondrion organization; response to heat. The coding region runs from base 118 to 1683 and encodes 521 amino acids. Gene Ontology annotation, molecular function: ATP binding; heat shock protein binding. Gene Ontology annotation, cellular component: mitochondrion. The transcript has 2 exons.